AACAGUGGACAUUACACAUACCCAUCCAGGUUGAAUCGCCAUGAUACUACAGUUAAGGGAACCUUCUGGUUCAUUAAAGAGAGUAAUGGGAUUGACGCUGAUCUAAGGACUGAUCCGGAGUAUUCAGGUCGUGUGGAGAAUCUCUGUGGAAACAACAAGUGCACUCUGAGAAUCUCUAACCUGAGAGAGAGCGACUCAGCUGUGUACAAGUUCAUGUUCACAACAAACCAACCUACUUGGAGUUUAACUGGUUUUGCUGGAGUCACUCUGUCUGUCACAGACCCUCAGCUCCAGGUACAUGUGAGGAGAUCAACAGCCAAUCCAUCUUCUACCUGGACAGAGCUGACCUGUCACAGCAGGUGUCAGCUCCCUGAUCAUCUUUCCUACGUUUGGUACAAUAACAAUAAACCUGUUGGACGAAAAAAAUACUUUCACCUCCGACACUUUAAUGCUGAAGACAGCUAUCACUGUGCUAUAGAAGGACAGGAGAGUUUCCCUUCUCCUACAGUGUAUGCUCCAAAGCCUCCCUCUGUGUCAGUGAGUCCCUCUGGUGAGAUCAUGGAGGGCAGCUCAGUGACUCUGACCUGCAGCAGUGAUGCUAACCCAGCAGCUAACUACACCUGGUACAAGAGAAGAGGAGAUAAACAAGUUCAACGUCUCAGGGAAGAGACACAAUUUGUCCUCAGCUCCAUCCGGUCGUCAGACUCUGGAGAGUAUUACUGCACAGCUGAGAAUGAGCUGGGAAGGAGUUCAGUAAACAUCUUUAUUACUGUGACAUGUGAGUGAAACACAGGUUAUUAAGUGAAGAGAUAUUGAAUCUGCCCCAUACUUUGUUCUUUACAUUUUAAAUAUAUGCUGAUAUGGGUCGUUUGACUUCUGCCCCAUAAAUAUUCACAGUCAGAUCAUCAGCAGCACAAAGAGGAAUCCACCCAGUGUCAGUAAAAACAUCCAUAAAUAUUUCACCAUCCUCAGUAAACUUGAAAGAUAUUUCCUUUACUGUGCACAUUCACGUGACGAGCAAACAUCUCUCAGCAGACAGACUGUGGUGAAAACAAAACCCUGCUCCUGUGCACACGUCACACAUACACCUCCCAGCAGGGGGAGCAGUGGCUCAUUAACAGUUUAGGAGACACACCCACAAACAGGCCACUCUGAACAGGGAUCUUCACACGUUUUAUUAGGAAGUCUAAUUGUGGAAAAGGGUCAUAAUAUGUCACGUUUAAGUCCAUGUUACAAACUGGACCAUGGUUUGGAAAUCUGUGGACAUUCAGGGGAGUCUGGAAACAGUAGUGCAACAGGAAAUCAUUGAAAAAAACCUCUCACUUAAACAAGAAGAAUUAACUUGUGUCUGUUUAACAACCUUGCUGCUGUAACUCAGUGACUCCACUCAGCUGAACACCUUUGACUUUAAAGGAGACAUAUUAUGCCCAUUUUACCACAGUUGAUAUGGUUCCUUGGGGUCUUAAUGAAAUUUUCUGGAACAUAUUUUGGUCAAAAUACCACAAGGAUCAUUUAAAACAGCACCUUUUUACCCUGUCUAAAACACCCCUCCUCCCCAGCGCCCCAGCGCAGCACCGCAGUGGAAGCUGGAGCUGGCGCAGCAUCCUCCACACUGUUGAGUCAACGUUUAGAGGUGUCCCGGGGUCUCCGCCUCGAUGAUCGGCAUGUUGAUGCGGCCACUUAGAUGUCUGACGGGUAGCAGCAGCGAUCUAACGCUAGAUUUCAGCAACUUUGAUCGAGAUUUACGCGAGGGAGCAUUGGAGACUUCCCUGCAGUGUAGCCUGGGAAGCGGCGGUGACACGGUGGGAUCAGCUAACAUUUUUGCCGCGUGUUAACUCGCUGCUUACCUUGAGCUGUCUGAGACAUGCAAGAUACCCAAAUUAACGUGAAGAAAAGUGGGAUUUUCAUAAUAUGUCCACCUUAACACAUCGUACCAUAUAUGUUAAACACAAUGUCUGUCAUCUGUUAUCAUCAUUCUGUUUUCACACAUACAGACGCUCCAAAGCCUCCCUCUGUGUCAGUGAGUCCCUCUGGUGAGAUCAUGGAGGGCAGCUCGGUGACUCUGACCUGCAGCAGUGAUGCUAACCCAGCAGCUAACUACACCUGGUACAAGGAGAACCGAGUUCUGCUUCAAGGACCAGAGGGUGUUUAUCAUCUCUCCUCCAUCAGCUCUGGGGACAGCGGGGUCUACUCCUGCAAGUCUGAGAAUCAGUACGGACGGAUCAACUCCACGUCU
Messenger RNA from Pleuronectes platessa (European plaice), 2236 nucleotides. Its product is annotated as B-cell receptor CD22-like. Lineage: Eukaryota; Metazoa; Chordata; Actinopteri; Pleuronectiformes; Pleuronectidae. Bases 214 to 786 code for a protein of 190 amino acids. The record is from RefSeq and is a predicted model, not a curated record. The transcript has 3 exons.